Molecule: messenger RNA, 2487 nt
Organism: Labrus bergylta (ballan wrasse)
Lineage: Eukaryota; Metazoa; Chordata; Actinopteri; Labriformes; Labridae
Source: RefSeq, a predicted model, not a curated record
ACAGGAAGAAAAAAAAAAAAGCACAGACGAAGCCCAGUCUGCGAGCCUGCUGCACACACACACUGCACACUCCCACGGCGAGAUUCACGGCACAUUGUUGAAUACCAAAUCACUGCUUGAGCCAGUUUAGCAGCUAUGGAUCAGUUGGCGAGUCUGGUGCAGCGGCUGGAGAUGGCGGUGGGUCGUGUGGAGUCCAUGUCGGGCCCUGGAGGCAGCGCCGGUGGAGACGUCUCUGGAGGAGCUGUUUCUGCGUUCGUCGAGGCCUUUGACGUGAUCGUCAGCGGUCCCGUGGCUCAGUACCUGUCCCUCAGCCAGAAGAUCGGGGGCGACGUCCAGAAACAUGCAGAAAUGAUCAAGCAGGGCUUCAGCGCUGGGAGACAAGUCCUCAUGAAAGCAUCCUCCUGCCAGAAGCCCGCUGAUGGACAAGACGCACGUGGACUGGGUGAAGGCUUAUCUCCUCAUCUGGACUGAUCUGCAGACUUACAUCAAACAGCACCACACCACCGGGCUGAGCUGGAGCAAGACUGGUCCCGUCGCUUCGGCCUCUGCAGCUCCCCCCAGUGCCCCCGCUGGUUGUCCUCCCCCUCCUCCUCCUGGACCUCCUCCCCCAGCAGACUUAGGCGGACCCUGUCCCAGUGGCGGCGACUCGGGACCUGACCCUCGCAACGCUUUGUUCGCCGCACUCAACAAAGGGUCUGACAUCACCACUGGUCUGAAGCACGUCAGCGACGACCAGAAGACCCACAAGAACCCUGGUCUGAGGGGUCAGGGUGCCGUACGCACUGGGCCCAAACCUUUCGCCUCCCCGACUCCCCGACCUGCUGCGUCUGCCACCCCCACCCAGAAGCUGCCCCCGGUGUUGGAGCUGGACGGGAAGAAGUGGAAAGUGGAAAACCAAGAGGACAACCAGAACCUGUUGAUCAACAACACUGAACUCAAACAGGUGGUUUACGCUUUCAAGUGUAACAAGAGCACCCUGACGGUCAAGGGCAAACUCAACUCCAUCAUUAUAGACAACUGUAAGAAAACGGGCCUGGUGUUCGACGACGUCGUGGGCAUCGUAGAGAUCAUCAACUGUAAGGACGUGAAGAUUCAGGUCAUUGGUAAGGUCCCCACCAUCUCCAUCAACAAGACGGACGGGUGCCACGUCUACCUGAGCAAAGACUCUCUGAGCUGCGAGAUCGUCAGCGCCAAGAGCUCAGAGAUGAACAUCCUGGUACCCAAAGGCGAAGAAGGCGACUUUGCGGAGUUCCCCGUUCCCGAGCAGUUCAAGACCGUCUGGGACGGCAAGAAGCUCGCCACCACAGCAACAGAAAUUGCCGGAUAGAAAGGGGGGGCGGAGAGUAAACCUGCCGCUCCUCCUCCUCCUCCUCCUCGUCCACACCCAUCCCCAUUCCCUUUUUUUGCAAAUUGCCUUCCUGACUGAUCCACCGCCCCACCAGCUAACUCUCACACUGUAGACUGAGAUUUGGACCUCAUGUGUUUAUAUCUCCCCUCCCCCCCGUCAUUUUAUCAGCCAAUCACAGCUUAAGCUGUCCCUUCCAUCAGCCAAUGAGAGGUCUGCUCGCUUUUACUCCCUGGAGCAAAUCCUCCAGCCAAUCAACAGGGAGCAGCUUAUCGUUCCAAUGAAUUUGCCUGUGAGCACUUUUCCAAAAAAAAACAUUCCUGAGUUUUGCCAAUAGCUGCGAUGCUCUGUGUGAUAUUUCAUAUCUAUCAGGAUCAUGCUAAGCUAAAUUUAACUUGUAGACUAGCCAACAGGGGAACAAGAAGUCCCUUAAGACACAAGCACUGCAGCCAAUCAGGAUGCUUCAGGCUGUUAUUCCUUUCUUCUUUUCCUGGUCAGGAUGGGCUAAUGUGUUUUUUUUAAGUCUGAUCGAUUUCUGUUAUUAUGCAAUUCACUGGUGAAGCACUUCCACCUAAAGCCCUUUUACAGGAGAUAAAGGCAUCAUAUCACCUCUGCUGAUGUUGACUGUAUUGAUAUUAACAUUCAUAGUGGAUAAUAAAUAAGUGUCAGAGCACAUAAAUAAAGAGUGAAAUCACGUUAUACACAUCAGAAAAACGCUCCAUCUUGAUGAUGUUUGAACAAUUCAAAGCUGCAGGAUAAUUAUCAUUCCAUGUGCUUUCCCCUAAACCCACUCAUAGGACAUUCCCGAGUAUAAAAAAAAAAACAUUCCACAUAAGGAGACGUGUAAGAGCAAGUCUGUGAAAGAGAGACUAAGAAGAUAAAGACGAGGCUGAAAGUAAUCAUCGACUGUUUUUAAAACUCCGCCUCAGUAGUGGAAACAUCUGCUGUAACCAUCCGUAUAAAUAUGAACAACUAUUGAAGAGUCUGUAAUAAUUGUGGUAGCCACGUCUACUCUGCUCUCCACCGACUUCUUUUACAUCGACUCUUUUUCUUUGACUUCAUUUUUAUUUAGUUUUUGGGUCCAAAAUCAGAGAUCUGCUCAUUAGUACUGGAGACAUCAUUAAAAAUGUUGCAAUACACAA